AUGGGCAGAAAAUCGGUCUUCUCCAAGCGCUCGCGCUUCGGCGGUAGUGAUCUGAUCACCCGAAUACCACGUUCGGAUCGCUCCUCAUCGCAAACCCGGCACUUCACCUUCUUUUUGUCGCGCUACACGGGCGGCGGCUCGCGCUUGGACGGUCCCCUCGCAGGGGCAGCGCAGCCUGCGAGGGAGCCGCUGCAACUCGAGCUGCGGAGCGUGGCGGGGCGCGACGCGCUGCGGCAGGCGCUGCUCGCGAUGGUGCCGCAGAUUGACGAGCUGCAGAAGAAGCGGGAGCUGAUGAAGCGCAGUGGCCCCCCGCCCCAGCGGCCGACGCCGAUGGGCAUGCCGCAGCAGGGGCAGCUACCGCCCGGGACGGUGCAGCCGCUGGCGCAGCCGACGACGGUGCAGGGGCACGUGCUUCCGAACCAGCCCGGGCCGCCGCCGUUGCCGCAGCCGCCGCCGCCGAUACCGAAGCCGGUGAUUGGGCCGGUGCCGCCGCAGCGCUCCCACUCGCAGGUGGGCCUCGCCGAGUCUGCGGUGAGCGGCUCGGCGAUGCUGGAGCCAAAGAUGGGGCUGCCGCCCGUCGCGCAUCCGCCAGAGUACAAGCCGAACCUGGGGCAGCACGGCGGGCAGCACGGCAUGGGCGGCGUCAACCAGAACCGCAAGUCGACGCUGCCAGUGCAGGCGCUCGUGCACGCCUUCCACUGCAAUGAGGCGGGGUGCAAGCAGAAGUCGUGCGUAGAGACCAAGCAGGUGCCGUCGGGCGGCCACCCGGGCGCCACCGGAGCUGCGGCCCCCCGCCGAAUGUCCGUGCCGUCGCCGCCCGACGGCAGGGUCUCCGGCGGCGCGCCGCGUCUCGGGGGCGUGCACUCCAACAACGAGGCGGUGCGGCAGAAGCUGCGGCAGCUCGACCCGGCGCAGGUGAAGCGGAUGCUGCUGCAGCACGUCCGCUCGUGCCAAAACAAGCAGUGCCACACUUGCCACAAGCUACGCGAGCGGAUCAAGGCGAGCCGCGCCAACAACACGGGCGGAGGCGGCAGCAGCCACGACCCGCUGCAGCGGCCGUUUGGAGGCGGCGGCAUCCCACCGCUGCAGCGCCCCGGCUCGAUCGGCGGCAUGACCGCCGGGGGGAUGGAGGGGUCGAGCAACAUCCUCAUGGGUGGCGGCUUCGGCGGCGGUGGCGGCUUCGGCGGGUUUCCCGGCCUGGACGGGGGCCCGGGCCUGCUCGGCGCGGGCACGGGCGUCGGCUUUGGGCUGCAGGGCUCGAGCCCGUGGGUGCCGAGCGCGCAGAGCGGGCUGCAGCGCAAGACCAAGGUGAAGCAGCGCGGCCGCGAGAACAUCCAGCCCGGCCUCGCGUGGUCCUCGCGGCAGGGCGACCAGCGGACGGCGCUCGCCGAGGGCACGCGGUUCUCGCGAAUCAGGCUCAAGCUCAAAGGCGUUGCGCCCACGCUCGCCCCGUCGCGGUCGCGCGACCGAAAGAAAAAGGCGCGCGCCGACGACGAUGACGGCGGCCGCGGCGAGAAGGCGGACAUCAAGCGGCUCCGGCGGCAGAUCUCGCAAAAGUCGACGCAGGACGAGGAGGAGGAGAUGGCGCAGGCCGGGAUGGACCAGUACCGCGUGGCGCCCGGCCGGCCCGCCUCCCUCGAGCUCAACAAGUUCGAGGUCGGCUCGUGGGUCGAGCACCGAGAGGACGCGAGCACGUGGAGGCUCGCGAUAGUGCGCUCGCAGCAGCAAGCGGGCGGGCAGCUGCAGUACACCAUCCAGCUGGAGCCGGUGGAGCAGAACCGGCACAAGCAGACGGGCGUGCCGCAUGCCGAUUUGCGCAUGGCGUGCUCGCACCCAGAGUGCAAGAAGCACGCCCUGCACCUCGCCGCGCUGCCGCUGUUUUGCGACCGCUGUCGCAAGGCGCUCAUGUCGACGCCGCAGCAGCGCGUCUACUUCCAGGAGAAGGAGGCGGUCGAGUCGGGGCAGUCGCUCCGCCUCUGCAGCACUUGCGUCGGCUCGCUGCGCGCGGAGCUCAAGUCCAAGGGCCAGGCCGGCCUCGACGCCGAGGUGCAAAAGUUCACGCGCGACCUUCCGCAGGGCGCCGACCGGCAGUCGCUCGUGCUCGAGACUCUCGAGGAGACGGCGCUGCCGCAGCGCGCCGAGAACAGCGACGCGCCCAUCCUGUCGACCGACAUCGACACGCGGUGGGCGCAGUGCGCUGGGUGCUUCAAGUGGUGGCAUUGGGUGUGCGCCAUGUACGUCGAGACGCAGUACAAGAACGGGCGGCCUUUCUACUGCCGCGGGUGCGCGCCCAAGCACGAGCGGCUGUCGGACGAGCUGCAGUCGCUGCUCGAGAACAACGACGCGACGAAGCUGACGCAGAUCCCGAUGGGCGAGUUCAUCGAGGAGCAGGUGCGUAGCGACCUCGAGGAGGCGAAGAUCGACUGCACGCCGAUCACCAUCCGGAUCGUCUCGUCGCUGCUCAUGAACUCGUACACGCCCGAGCGGCUGGUCGAGCACCAGCAGGCGCUGGGCGAGAGCUACCCGCGCGAGUUUCCGUACAAGUCCAAGGCGCUGCUCGCGUUCCAGAAGCGGGACGGGCUCGACGUCUGCCUGUUCGCGCUGUACGUGCAGGAGUACGGCUCCGACUGCCCGGAGCCGAACAAGAACCGCGUCUACAUCUCGUACCUCGACUCGGUCCGCUACUUUGAGUCGGAGCCGAUGGGCCACCGCUCGACGGUCUACCACUCGAUCCUGGUCGCCUAUCUGCAGUGGACGCGUAUGCUCGGCUUCAAGUACGUCCACAUCUGGGUUGAGCCGCCGAAGAGCGGCGACGAGUACAUCUUCUUUGCGCGCUCGGACCAGCAGCGCAAGCCGAUGAAGCGCGAGAAGCUGCGCGAGUGGUACAAGGGGAUGCUCGACAAGGCAAAGGCCAAGAAUGUGGUCGAGCACUACGGGACGAUGCACGACAUGUUCAACGGCCUCAAGUCGCUCGCCGAGAUCCCGCUCUUCCACGGCGACCAGUGGGAGAUCACGGUGCCGUCGCUGCUCGGCCUCGACGACGAGGAGUACGUCUCGGCGCCGAAGAGCAACAAGCUCGUGCGGAUGGACUCCAAGGACGUCGUGCAAAAGGCGCAGCAGGAGAUGCAGCACCUGAAGCGCCACUUCCUCGUCGCGGUGCUUCGCGACCCCGACUUGUCGCCGAUGAAGGACAACGACCCGGUCAUCUCCACCGACCUGACCGACUCGCGCCAGACCUUCCUCGGCCAGUGCCAGAUGUGCCACUGGCAGUUCAACACGCUGCGGCACGCGCAGUACUCGACGCGGAUGAUCCUCAACCACAUCCACAACAAGCCCUCGUACUGCGUCGAGGACUGCCAGCGCGGCCGCGUCGAGGACGGCUCCUUCAUGGUCGGGUGCGACGUGUGCGACAACUGGUACCACGGGGACUGCGUCGGCAUCUCGAAGGACGAGGCAAACACGAUGGACUCGUACCUUUGCGCGCGCUGCCGGGCGCUCGACGAGUCGGGUGGGCUCGACGAGGGCGGCGGCGGCAGCUGAGCCCCGGGCGCACAAGGAGCCGCCGCCGCGCGGCGCACGCAGGCUCCUGGCUCAAGGUUGGGAUGGACUCAGUCAGUCCCUUAUUCCGCCCCUCGGACGAUAACAGCUCGCGCGUGUAACGUGAGGCGCUGAGGAGCAGUUCUUUUGGCACUCGACCAUGUCGUGUUUGUGGGAUCCCAGUUAUUUUCAUACUCGUUUUUUCGGACGAAGAAGACAGUCAUUUUUUGUUAUCUAAAAAUCUCAAUU
Messenger RNA from Emiliania huxleyi CCMP1516, 3786 nucleotides. RefSeq lists its product as hypothetical. Gene Ontology annotation, cellular component: transcription regulator complex; histone acetyltransferase complex. The record is from RefSeq and is a predicted model, not a curated record. Gene Ontology annotation, molecular function: chromatin DNA binding; transcription coactivator activity; histone acetyltransferase activity. The transcript is spliced from 9 exons. The coding region runs from base 1 to 3540 and encodes 1179 amino acids. Gene Ontology annotation, biological process: positive regulation of transcription by RNA polymerase II. NCBI's taxonomy places the organism in Eukaryota, Haptophyta, Isochrysidales, Noelaerhabdaceae.